Messenger RNA from Triplophysa dalaica, 2897 nucleotides. Its product is annotated as nuclear mitotic apparatus protein 1-like. The coding region runs from base 431 to 1747 and encodes 438 amino acids. Gene Ontology annotation, molecular function: microtubule binding. The record is from RefSeq and is a predicted model, not a curated record. Gene Ontology annotation, biological process: establishment of mitotic spindle orientation. Gene Ontology annotation, cellular component: centrosome; spindle microtubule; spindle pole. NCBI's taxonomy places the organism in Eukaryota, Metazoa, Chordata, Actinopteri, Cypriniformes, Nemacheilidae. The transcript has 12 exons.
CAUCAUCAGGGACUUCAAAGGGAUAGUUCACCCCAAAAUUCUGCAAUCUUUUAUUGUGACCAAACAGUCCUGAGGCAGAAUCCCGAAUUCCUAAAAAAAAAAAAUUUGUGGGAGUGUUAAACGGAACAAAUACAUUUGAACAGCUUUGGCAGCUAUAGUAUAUUUUAAAUAAUUAUUUUCAUUGUGUGUUUAAAUCAAAGAAAACAAGUUUUGUACAUAAAGACUGCAUAAUGUUCUUUACAGUCUUGUCCAAAGAGUGCAUGAGGUUGUAAAACAAUGUGAAGAUUUUAAAACCAGCAGCUUUCAGAAAGAGAAGAAGAUUGAUGAGCUGACGGAGGAGAAUGUGACACUUGUUUCUCAGGUGCGAAAUGCUUUCGCUCAGCUGACGAGAGCCGAGGAGGAGUUUGCUAAUCUCACACUGGCUCAUGAAAUGUCGCUGUCUGUAUGGAAAGACAAGAGAGAGUUUUUAGAGAAAGAGUUGAGUGAUGCCUUCACACACAAGGAGGUCCUGAGUGCACACAUUCAGAUUCUUCAGGGAAAGAUCUCAGUCCUGGAGGAUAAACUUCAGAAAGCUCAAUCUCAGGAGAGCAGAGAUGUUCUGGGACCUAGUUUGGAGGCAUUGAACAAAAACGAGAGCCUUCAAACUCAAAUCCUCGAACUGACAGAGCUAAUAUCCAUAAAGGAUAACGAAAAGACACAUCUGAUAAAAGAGUGUGACUCUUUAGACCAUGAGCUGAAGCUUGUGAGGGAACAAAACAUGAAAAUAAACGAUACAAUCAGAUCCAUUUGUAAAGACAAUGAGGACACUAUUAAGAAACUUCAGCAGGAGCUUUGCUCUGCCGCUGUGACUGCAUCAAAGAAACAAGAGGAAAUGUUGGCGCUGUCAACUGAAGUAACACGUUUCAAAGAGCAGAUCUGCCUCUACAAUGAAAACAAACUGCAGAAACAACAGGAGUUUUCUGUUCUAGAGGCCGAACACAAAGUAAUGAAGAAAAACAUGACGUCUCUUAAAAAACAGUUAGCUAAAGCGACUGCUACGACUGCGAAGAAAGAAUCUGAUCUCAUCUCGCUUCCACACCAGCUUUGCCAUCAAGAAACCCUGAGCAAAACCGCUCAGGAUUUCGAGACCGUCAAGUGUGAAGAGUUUAAACACAAGGUGAGUGAACUUCAGACCAAAAUCCUGGAGAUCUCCUCACUUGCCUCCGAGAGAGAAGCUUGUGUGAGUUCUCUUCUGGAUGAGAUGAAGAGUCAAAAGAGGCUUCGAGACAAACUCAAGUUGAAGGUGGAGAAACAAAGCGAAUCCAUCCUUGCUCUUAAAAACAUCGCCAGAAAAUGGGAGCAACAGUGUAAAGAGCUUCUGGAGAAUCUGAAGAUGAUGUCGGAGAGAUUACAAAAGUACAGCGAUCACAAACACCAGCUGACAGAGGCUCGGGAGAUGAACAAGUCUCUUGAGAACUCCCUAGAAGCCAGCAGACGAGAAAUCAAAGCUCUGGCUACUGAACUGACGCUUGCUCGCAUGGAACGAGACCAGGAGAGUGCCAAGGUCAAACGCUUGGAGACGGAAUUUAACUUUUCUAAUGGGCGUCUGAGAGAGCAGUUGAUGAAUGAUGACAUUCACCUCCUCCAAGUCCCAGGGACAUGGCAGGACACCAGCGUUGAUAACUCAGAGUCCAAGUUCAAUGCUGACAGCCUUUGGGCAGCUUGUGGUGAGAACAGGACCCCGCAGGUACCUCUUUCUGAGCAAUGAAUCUUUAACAUCAGUUUAACAUCACAGUGACUGGGGUGGAGCAUGCUGGGAUACACACAACCAUUGUCUACUCUGCACCUGGCAUAUUAACAGACACCAGGAAGUGUUGAAGCGGGGGAAUCGUUUUUGAACCUACACCCUGCCCGAUAUCAGCACAACCCAGCGGCCCAAAGUUGUAAACCCGUCUCCACAAACAUCUUCAAGGAAAUAGAUGUCACAGCAACUUUAUCUAAAACAAAUGAACAUCAAGAGAAUGAACUUGAAGACACUGCUGAUGACUGGAUGCGCAUCGCUGAAUUGCAGGCGAGGAACAAAGCUUGUCUGCCUCAUCUGAAGAGCAGCUACCCGCUGGAGUCCAGGCCCAUUAUUGGACAUCCUUCUUUUACAAUAACGGAUGAUGACAUGCGGAUAGGGGACCCUCGAGAGACCGUUCAACGUGCUGCUUCACACCUGCGAGCAUCCCAACACACACGCAGCCCACGUGCUCCUAAAUGCCCGGGAUCCCGGCGGACAGUCACAUCUGAGGUGAAGGAUCUGACAAGCUGCUUCUCUCAGACCGCAACUAAACGCAGGCGUGCCAACAGUAAGAAAACACAUCUGAACUCUCAAGCUAAGCAAAGAGAAUCUGUGACUUUCACUAUUCUUAAUACUCCAAAAGCCAACGGUGGUGGCAGUUUGCUGCAUCGUGGUAAGAUCUGUAAGGACGCCUGCAAAUCUGCCACAGCCUCCAGCAGUGCCCUGCUCUGGACUGCCAGCACUGCUAACAGCAGAUCUCCUCGGGUCUCAGCAGUGAGAAAGACUUCACACAAGCAUCUCAGAUCCUAAAGACAUCCACAAGAAAUGUAUGACCUUUUCCCCAUGUUUAUUUAACGUCACAUUUAUAAAUGUGUUUAUUUUAAAUGUAUUAUUUAAUUUGAAAUAAAACAGUAUUGUUGGAAGGUCUUUCAUUGAGGUUUUAUUUUCCUUCUAAGACAAAUAAAUGCUAUAUGGUAAAUAAAAUAAUCCUGUUGUGGUGUGGAAUGUUAUUUUAAAAUAGAUUUGCGUGUUGUUUUACCUUUUUUAAAUUUGAAUGUUAUGUGUAGAGUUCCAUUCACAUUUACCAGACACCCAUCAUACUGUAAAGCAUAGAAAAUAAUUAUACAAAUACCUG